Molecule: messenger RNA, 3375 nt
Organism: Moneuplotes crassus
Lineage: Eukaryota; Ciliophora; Spirotrichea; Euplotida; Euplotidae
Source: the annotation of a GenBank genome assembly
CAAGUGUUGUCUCAAUAAAGUCUACUGAUGAUAUUUACAUUUGUAAGUAUUCCUAAAAUCCCUAAAACUUGAUCAAUCCCAACUAUCAACUAAUUUAAUUCUUUAUUGUGUAGAUGUACAUUUUGAUAUCAACUCUGAAGCUUCAAGAAUUUGAAAGAUAAAUGUUUUGUAUUCAAAAUGGCAACACUCAGUUUGAAAUAAAAUUGGGUUUUCAUCUUCUCCUCUGAAUAUACAACAAAUUGCUUUACAUCCUUACCGGAAAGGAUUACUAGCUAUCUACUCGGACCAGACUAGAAUAUCGUUUAUUGAACUUGAUCUUGAUAAUUUAGGUCUUAAAACUCACCUUACAUUUGACUGAAUCAAUAUUGCUGCUAAUUGAUUAAUGGAGACGUUAAUAAACCCAAAAAUAACAAGAGGGGAAGAUGCUAGGACUUAUUAUGCAUUAUACGAAGAGAGAUACUACCAAAUAUUUACAAGAUUAGUUAUUAACAGAGACGAUCAUGAUGUUUCACAAAUUGUGCAUUAUCGUAUUUAUUAUUACCAGGGGACAUUGAAAAAUAAUUUAGUUUUAACAAAAGAUAACAAGGCAAUAUGGGUUAUAUUUCAAGACACCCAUAGCUGGUUUGAUAUUAUAAAAUAUGAUACAACUAUGCAUGAAUUCAGAUUCAGAAAGAGAGUCGCAUUUAGUCAGCUUUAUAACUUUCGUAUAACUGAUCAAAGAGAUAUAUACAUUGCAAAUGUAAAAAACAAUCUUGAGGUAUAUACCUUUGAUUAUGAUCAUGGAGCCAUAGACAUUUUUGAUUCUUAUACUUUGAAUUUUGAUGUCUAUCCUAAUGUUCCUUAUUCUCUCAUUACUGGAUUAUCAUCAAAUCUUACUACAUUAAAUAUCAUGAAAUCUUCAUCAGUUGCGAUAUAUGACCCAAAUGUUGAUCUAUCACUAAAUCUUUCUCGAACUUAUGUGGAUGAUUUCAUAUUUAUUGACUCAGAAAAAGAUUUUAACAUAACAUCAGGGAAGCUUACAAUCACUCCUUUUUGACCACCUCUCUCUAUUAGCGGAAUUGGAAAAUUAAAUUAUGAUAUCAAGCAAUUAAAACCAAAUGAAGCUCUCGGAUAUACUCUCUCGGUUGAUCCUGAAACUGGAAAUCUUACUAUUCUCAGUCCAAAGAAUGCAAACAAUGAUAUAGUACAGUCUGAAUUUCUUAUAAGUACACACAAACAGCUUCCUACCCACAACUAUUCAUGGACGCACAACAUCAAAAUUACAGCAACACCAAACAAAGAGGUAUUUUCAAUGUUAAAAUAUCUUCAAAUUGGAACUUUUGUUAUUGGAAUAUUAAUAUCCUUCCUAUCUGCUUUAUUGGGAGGAUCUUUGAUCCAAGGAGUUUGGAUGGUCUUUAAUCAACAGAAAUUAUUGCUUCUCAUACUGCUUAUUGAUAUUUAUUUUGAUGCUGACAUUGAAUUCUUAAUCCAACAACAAAGUUUCGUAGUUAUGGACUUAGACUUUAUGAAUGGAUUUCUCCCUGACUUCAUCUUGUCUCCAUUCUUUAUUGAAGGAUUUAUGGACAAACCUCAGAGUUCAGAGUCUCUGAAAGGGAUUGGAUUUGAAACUCAAAGUGCCUUCAGAGAGUACUGGAAGUUAUUCCUUGGACUUUUUAUAUUAGUUAUUGUCCAUGCCAUUGCUGGCACUGUAAGGAAAGUAUGUCAAGUGUGGAAAAGAAAGAGAGCAAAUAAUAAAAUAAGAGCUGAAAUAGAGCUCGAAGGUGGGUCUAGUGAGGAAAGUAAGGGAGAAAUGGAUUCCAAGAAUCGACUAAACAAUUUUAAUGACGACAUAAGAGAUCUAAUCUACAGAAAUGAAGAGAGUUUAAACAGGCUUGAUACAGGAAUGGUUGGACAAUAUGAAAAUCAUAUUGAUGAUUCAGAUUUGCAGGAAGCCCACCACCUAAACUCCUCAAAUCCCAACUCCCAAGACCUCUCUUCCCUCGAAGAAGACAUCCGCCCCCAAAGAAUAAAAAAAGGCUGAUGCCUAUUAUGCUGUAGAUUAUCAUGUUCAUGGCUGUGGUCGAGGGCCACUGGGUUUUUUAAACCUGAAAUUUUUUGGUUCCUGUUUAUUAGAGGAAUGAUAGAGUCGUUCAUGGGGGUUAUGAUAGUGGCCAUGAGUGAAGUUAAGAUGGUGGUUGUAGGUGGGGAGGUGGAAUUGGUAUCUGUGAUGUGCUCUGUUGUGUUGUUGGGCGUGUAUUUUGGAUUUUAUUGAUUUGUGUGGUCAGUGUGAUUUUGUGAGUUUAUAAUGAGGUUUGAUCGAUCUCAAGAGGUUUGUCAGGUGCAAGGGGGUGAGGAUGAGGAAAAUGAGGAUCAGAAUCAAGAUAAUGAUCAGAUAAAAGAGCCUGUGUUUUAUGAAGAGUUGCUCACUCAUCUAUCAAAAGAGCCAUUCGUUGCUUUUCAUAUCCCUCUUGUAUUGACUAGGAUCUUUGUCUUUACAUUUUUGAUUGUUAUAUUUGAGAGUUUCCCAAAAGGAAUGUCAUGGUUCUUAUUCCUAAUCCUUCUCUUUUGUCAAUUUCUUUACCUACUCCAAACUUGGAUGUUUCCCAAAUUUGAAUGGUGGGUAUUGAACAGUAUUUACAAGAUAAAUGAGAGCUUCUUGUUUGUAUUCAUUCUGAUAUUUGGCCUAAUGAACCAUGAGAAUGAUUAUGAGGGAUACCUUUCAGCAUCAUUAAUAGUUCUUCUAAUAUUCUCAAACACAUCAAUAGUGAUCCUCCUUCAGUCGUGUGGAAAUUGUAUCCAAGGAUUCAAAAUCUACAAUCAAAUUGGUGAUUAUUUAAAACAAGAAAGCAAGCCAGAAAUCAAGAAGGCAGUGAAACCCAAGAAAAAAAGAAGAAAAGUAGUUGUGUUUGAUGUUGCAACCUUUGAAGUCCAACCAGAAGUUCCCCCAGAAACAAUGACAAUAAACCAAGAGACCAUGACAGAUAGGCCUAUAAAUGAGACUGAAAUCUUCCUAGAGCCUGCUAUAAACUCUCCAUUUAUUAUAAUGACACCUGAAAGAGAGCCAUACCUGAAAGCAUUUCCUGAUCACCAAUCAGAAGAAGUUAAACUAGAAGAAAUCUCAAAAGAAAACAUCGAAAGUGACAACUUCUCAUUAUCAGAAUCACACAAAGCCAGAAUGAGUCACAUAGGAUUAUGUACCAUCGAAGAAAUAGAGGACAUCAGCAUCCUCCCCCCUCCAGACUACAACGACGAGUACUACCCAACCAUGUUACGAAGGCCCUCUUCCCCAGAUUACACUGAAAAUUUCUCCCAGUCAUCCCCUCCAGAUUCCAAUUCAAAUUCCAAGACCUAAACUAAUUCCAAGUCAAAAUCCAAUUUCAAAAUAACUGGUUCUUA